CGGCGAAACCCGACCCGAAAAAUUCAUUACCCGUAUAAAUGCCGAUGCGCUGCACUUCUUGUCAAUGUUUUCAUCUCCAAAUCCCCCCAAAGAACAUAUACCCUAACGAGCGAAUUUUGCAUUCGAUUUACAAAGUUAUCGAUCUAUAAGGUGAUUUGCCAAACCUAAAAUUUCGCAGUGUGUGAUCGAGGAACGUGAUUUUGCAGGGGUUUAGGAGAGUUAUGUCGUUUGAUUUGAUGCUAAAGCCGUCGUGCGAUGGCUGUAGAUCGACGGUCGAGUUGUACGGUAGCAACUGCAAGCACAUGACGCUGUGUGUGACUUGUGGCAAAACCAUGGCUGAGAGGAAGGACAAGUGCCGUGACUGUGGCACCACCAUUACUCGUCUAAUUCGGGAAUACAAUGUCCGGGCGAGCUCAGCCAGUGAAAAGAAUUACUUCAUAGGAAGAUUUGUGACUGGUUUACCGAGUUUCUCUAAAAAGAAAAAUGACAACAAGUGGUCUCUUCAGAAAGAAGGAUUACAAGGACGCCAAAUCACAGACACCCUAUGGGAGAAAUUUAAAAAUAAACCUUGGCUUUUGGAGGAUGAAACUGGACAAUUUCAUUAUCAGGGAGUUCUUGAGGGUGCACAAACAGCAACAUACUACCUUCUAAUGUUACAGGGGAAAGAGUUUGUUGCAAUCCCUGCUGGAUCAUGGUACAACUUCAACAAAGUUGCACAAUACAAGCAACUUACACUUGAGGAAGCAGAAGAAAAGAUAAAAAACAGAAGGAAAACUGCAGAUGGGUAUGAAAGAUGGAUGAUGAAAGCUGCAAACAACGGGGCGGCUGCUUUUGGUGAAGUUGAAAGGCCUGAUGACAAGGAAGGUGGUGGUGGUGGAGGUGGUGGCAGAGGGCGUAAAAAGAAUAAUGCAGAUGAUGAUGAAGGGAAUGUGUCAGAUAGAGGAGAAGAAGAUGAGGAUGAAGAGUUUGCAAGGAAAAAUAGACUUGGACUUAAUAAAAGAGGAGGUGAUGAUGAUGAGGAAGGCCCUAGAGGUGGUGAUCUUGAUUUUGAUGAUGAUGAUAUUGAGAAAGGUGAUGACUGGGAGCAUGAGGAGAUUUUCACAGAUGAUGAUGAAGCAGUUGGUAAUGAUCCUGAAGAGCGUGAAGACUUAUUAGCCCCUGAAAUCCCUGCUCCUCCUGAAAUCAAACAGGAUGAAGACGAUGAGGAAGAGAAUGAAGAACAGGAAGGAGGACUGAGCCAAUCUGGGAAGGAGUUAAAGAAGCUGCUUGGGAAAAACAAUGGUGUCAAUGAUUCAGAACCAGAACAAGAUGAUGAUGAUGACGAUGAUGAUGAUAUUGAAGAUGAAAGUUCCCCUGUUCUUGCACCAAAGUCUAAUAACGCACCUUCAAAGCGUAUGAAUCUACCAAAAGAAGAACCCGUUGAUAACAGCCCUUCAAAGACGGUUUCCACAGGGUCCGCUCGUGGGACCCCCAAUUCAUCCAAGUCAUCAAAGGGAAAGAGGAAAAGCAAUGACGAGGCUAAGCCUGCAAAUGGUUCAAAGAAAGUAAAAACCGAAACUGAGGUGAAAGGUGUGAAGGAAGAGCCUGCAAAAAGCAGUGCUCCCACAAAAGGUGCAUCGGCUUCAAAAGCAUCAGCAGCGGGGGCCCCACAAACAGCAUCUACUAAUACUAAUACUGGGCCAGUGACAGAAGAUGAAAUUAGAGCAGUUUUAUUGCACAAGGCACCUGUUACUACACAGGAUCUUGUUGCUAAAUUUAAAUCCCGGCUACGCUCCAAAGAGGACAAGAGCGCGUUUGCUGAAAUCUUGAGGAGGAUUUCCAAGAUACAGAAGACAAAUGGUCCGAGCUAUGUGGUGUUGAGGGACAAAUGAAAAUAUGAAAUAUGAAUUCAACUUUCUCUUUAUGGAUGACUUUAGUUUUGUCUUUUGUGUGCUGACUACUGACAACUUUGGUUUUGUGUCUAUGUGUACAAUAAAUCUAUUGUAAAUUGUCAACGACUCUCUCUACUCUAGAGUCUAGGGGAAUACACAGACAUAUAACCUAUAAAGAGUUGUAGGCGUCUGAUUAUGCAUGCCAGCCAUUUCGUCUACUUUUAAAGGUUUUCCUUGUUUGGUUUCAAAA
Lactuca sativa (garden lettuce) is the source of this 2121-nucleotide messenger RNA. It is a transcript of the gene RAP74, whose product is annotated as transcription initiation factor IIF subunit alpha RAP74. Gene Ontology annotation, molecular function: RNA polymerase II general transcription initiation factor activity; DNA binding; TFIIF-class transcription factor complex binding. NCBI's taxonomy places the organism in Eukaryota, Viridiplantae, Streptophyta, Magnoliopsida, Asterales, Asteraceae. Gene Ontology annotation, biological process: transcription initiation at RNA polymerase II promoter; positive regulation of transcription elongation by RNA polymerase II. The record is from RefSeq and is a predicted model, not a curated record. Gene Ontology annotation, cellular component: nucleus; transcription factor TFIIF complex.